GGGAUUUCUCAAUAGUUAGGAAGAGUGUUCAAACUAACUGAUUGAUCGUUGCCAAUAAUAAGGUUUGUUGUGUUUUUUUAUGUAGAAUUGACAGGUCUAAUCACAAAUGUUGCUGGCGGAAGUGAAAAAGCUAAAAGUGGCCGAAUUGCGUGCCAUGUUAACCGAGCGAGGUCUCGACCCAAAAGGCCUGAAGGCCGAGCUGGUAGGUCGGCUCAUAUCGGCGAUUGAAGCUGGCGUUGAGCCCAUUAAAAGUGGAAAUGAAGGAGGAGAUGUAUGUGAGACGAUUGAUCAAACGAGUGAAACGCCUGCAGAGGAGCAACAAAAAGAGAGGCGCGUUAAAGCGCAGUCUCCAGUAUGCACUAUUCCCUCCAGCCAGAGUAUGCAUACUUACACUGAUCAGAGUACACAAACCGAGCCGUAUCAACUGUGUUCGUGCGCUGUCACGAGUUACACACCGCAGCAGCAGACCUCUAGGAACUCGGAGGACAUUAUAAAAGAUCUACAUCAACAAACAAAGGGCGUACAACAGCAGUCAGCCGAUCCCGUGGAUCCUGUCGCCUUGGCAACCGCUGCUGCAGUGGACCAGGAUGCUGUGUCAGAAUGCUCAUCAACAGUCUUUGCAAAUCCAGUGUCAGAUGGACCACGUGAGCAAGAUCACUUGCUCAAUAUACAGACAGAUGAACCUGAGACUGUGGAUACCACCCUGGAGGAUAGAGAAGGAAUGAAGAGGCUUAAUGGCGAAAGAGGCAGAGAUUUUUAUGAGUUUAAAGAGGAAGUUCAUUACAACAGAGCUAAGACACCAGAGCCUCUGCUGGACACUGGAGAUGAAUCUGAAAUAGACUUUGAGGAUAUUAGACUGGAUUCCUAUAACUGUGACCUGCAUUUCGAAGUGAGUUCUGAUGGAAGCAGUGGACAGCCUUUGCUCUGGGAGAAAUUCCCUCUGCUUUGGUCUGGGUGUAGAUUGACCCAUGGAUUUUGUCAAGGAAAGGUCGGAUUCGAAGCCAAGUUUGUGAAGUGUCUGUCGACGCCUGCAUUAGACACGAGUUAUGUCUCCGACCUGCACAUGCUCAGAGUGGGUUGGUCUGUGGACAACACAAGCUUUCAGUUAGGAGAAGUAGAGCUUUCGUAUGGUUUGGAUGGGCGUGGCAAGAUAGUAACAAAGGGACAGGAGGAGGAGUUUGGUGAACCCUUCUCAGAAGGGGACAUCAUUGGGUGUUUCGCUGACAUCAGUGAACGAGGAGAAGUGUCACUUUCAUUUCACAAAAACGGACGUUUUCUUGGAGCGCCGUUUCAGGUGACCGCGUCCGCUCUAAAAGGUCAAGCUCUCUAUCCUCAUGUACUUUGCAAAAACUGCUCAGUAUCGGUUAAUCUCGACCCAGAUAGUACCUGGCAUCCAUUCCCUCCGGGUUUCUGCACGCUGACCUCACUUCCUCCUGGUCAGAGGACUCGCGCUCUUUUACCGCCAGCGUCAAGAAGUGACUGUGAGGUGUUGUUGAUGGUUGGUAUGCCAGGUUCUGGGAAGACCCACUGGGCUCAGUCUCAUAUUGCUCAGAAUCCACGGAAACGUUAUAAUCUUCUAAGUACAAACUCUGUAUUGGACUGCAUGAGGAUGCAACCUGGAGGCAGUCAUAGAGAUCUGAUGUUACAGCAAGCCACUCAAUGUGUCAGUCAUCUGAUCAGAAUAGCUGCAAACAAACGGAGGAACUACAUCAUUGACCAGGUCAACAUCUAUCCAUCUGCCCAGCGACACAAAAUGAUGUGUUUCCAUGGUUACCAUCGAAAAGCAGUGGUGGUUUGCCCAGAAGAUGCGGUGUGGAAGAGACGUCUCGUACAGCACCGGAAGGAGGAAGGCAUGGAAAUUCCAGAAAUAUCCCUUUUGAAAGCCAAAGCGAGCUUCACGCUGCCACAGCAGGAUGAUGAGUAUUUGGAUGAAGUGAUGUUUGUGGAGCUCUGCUCGGACGAGGCCUCGAAGCUCCUGACACUGUAUAAAGAAGAAGCACGGAAACUUCUACCCACACCUCCGAAACGCAAAAAACACAGACAUGGAAGUCAGAAGCGCCUCGUACAUCAUUGUGGAUGGAGAGGAGGUCCAUAUAGGUGUCAAUCACAUAACCGUUGCUUACUAGAGAAAAAUAGUUGGCAUCAGCCUUCCUCUGGUCAGUCUUACGGGUGCAGCAGUGACCCACAGAGAUACAGGAAGUAUUACAGACCCUACACUGGACAGUGGUGUGACCAAACCCAGGAUUAUUACAGCAGCUUGAAUUAUGGUUGUUCAACUUGAGUUAAUUUUUGUGCUUUUUAAAAAAAGAAACUUUUGUAUAGCAGGAUGAUAUUUAAACACCCCACUGCCACCACAAUCAUACAAUGUUUUAUUUUGAUAAUUCAUGCUUUUAAAAACUGUUCUCCCUGUCUGUAACUUUAUUAACAAAUGUCAUUGCUCACCACAUCUACCUUGCUAGAAUGUUUUUUUUUUCCCUUUAUUUGAUAGUAUGUAAGGAGAGGACAUAAAACUCAAUAUCAAACCCAUAUGAUAUGUGACCCUGUACCACAAAACCAGUCAUAAGUAGCACUGGUAUAUUUGUAGAAACAAUACAUUGUAAGGGUCAAAGUUAUUGCCAUUAGGAUAUUAAGUAAAGAUCAUGUUCUUCUGUGAAGAUAUUCUGUACAUUUUCUACUGUAAAUAUAUAAACAUGUAGUUAUCAUUAGUAAUGUGUUGCUAAGGACUUCAUUUGGAAGUAACUUUAAAAGCAAUUUUCUCAAUGUUUUGAUUUUUUGCACUCUUAGAUUCCAAAUUUUUGAAUAAUUGACCCUCGGCUAAAUGUUUUCCUGAAUAAACCAUACAUCAAUGGAAAAUAUUUUUUACUUUCAGAUUAUGUAGAAAUCCCAAUUUCAAAAAAGACCCUUAUGAGUGGUUUUGUGGUCCUGAGUCACAUUUGUAUUUAUCUGUGAAAGACAAAAAAAUAGUUUAGAGCUGUUAGGACAAUACCUGUGGUGUGUGUGUAUUUUAAAGAAGUUUUUUAAAGACUUUCACUGUGAAUCCUCAAUUGCCACCAAAUAAAA
This is a messenger RNA of Paramisgurnus dabryanus, 3060 nucleotides long. Its product is annotated as heterogeneous nuclear ribonucleoprotein U-like protein 1. Gene Ontology annotation, biological process: alternative mRNA splicing, via spliceosome. NCBI's taxonomy places the organism in Eukaryota, Metazoa, Chordata, Actinopteri, Cypriniformes, Cobitidae. Gene Ontology annotation, cellular component: nucleus. Gene Ontology annotation, molecular function: RNA binding; protein binding. The record is from RefSeq and is a predicted model, not a curated record.